Dictyostelium discoideum AX4 is the source of this 561-nucleotide messenger RNA. RefSeq names its product S60 ribosomal protein L19 (gene rpl19). The record is from RefSeq and is a predicted model, not a curated record. Gene Ontology annotation, cellular component: ribosome; cytosolic large ribosomal subunit. The transcript has 2 exons. Lineage: Eukaryota; Evosea; Eumycetozoa; Dictyosteliales; Dictyosteliaceae. Bases 1 to 561 code for a protein of 186 amino acids. Gene Ontology annotation, molecular function: structural constituent of ribosome; RNA binding. Gene Ontology annotation, biological process: translation.
AUGGUCUCUCUUAAAUUACAAAAGAGAUUAGCUGCCUCUAUUCUCAAAUGCGGCAAAGGUAGAGUUUGGAUCGAUCCAAAUGAAAUUGCUGAUGUUGCCAUGGCCAACUCAAGAGAUAACGUCCGUAGACUCAUCGCUACCGGUUUCAUCAUGCGUAAACCAGUUGUUGUCCACUCUCGUUCACGUGCUAGAGAACACAACGCUGCCAAACGUUUAGGUCGUCACAGAGGUGCUGGUAACAGAUUAGGUACCCGUGAAGCUCGUCUCCCAUCCAAGAUUCUUUGGAUCCGUAGAAUCAGAGUUUUAAGAAGACUCUUAAAGAAAUACCGUGAAGCCAAGAAAAUCGAUAAACACUCUUACAGAGAGUUAUACCUCAAAGCCAAAGGUAAUGUCUUCAAGAACAAACGUACCUUAAUUGAAUACAUCGUCAAAUCUAAGACUGAAAAAUUAAGAGAAAAACUCAUCCAAGAUCAAGCUCAAGCCCGUAGAAACAAGAACAAAUCAAUCAAAGACAGACGUGCUGCUAAAUCUGCCGCCAAAGAAAUUGUUUCAUCAAACUAA